Molecule: messenger RNA, 533 nt
Organism: Ochlerotatus camptorhynchus
Lineage: Eukaryota; Metazoa; Arthropoda; Insecta; Diptera; Culicidae
Exons: 3
Coding region: 56-499 (147 amino acids)
Source: RefSeq, a predicted model, not a curated record
AUAAAGGAUUGUCAGUUUCAGUUUUUGGCAAGUUAUAUAUCUGAAAAACAUCGACAUGAAAAACCUAGAAAAUUUGCUGAUUUAUUUCAGCAACCUUUCCGCAUUCUACAUAUUCAGCGUAGCCACUUCGAUAGCAGUUGUUUUGUUAACCGUAUACCUAGGAAUAGUGACUAGGUAUUCGACUGGAAUCAACGAUCAGGCAGACACAAAAUCACAACACCAGCCACAGAGCCAUUUGACCACCCACGAUUCGGACAGUGAAGAAGCUGGCAGCGAGGACGAACGGCUUAGAAUUGAAUCAGUUCGACAGCUUAAGUCAGCCAAACUCAAAUCAUUGGAGAAACAGUUAACCGACGAACAACGACAAGCUGAGAAGGAAAUCGAAAAAGCUCAAUUGGCCGCAAUUUUUGAGUUGUUGAAAAAACAAAGCGAAAGAUUUGAUUCUGAAUCCAAUUUGAAUGAAGAUGAUUUGAAAGAGCAAUUGAGUUUAUACCGGUGAAGCAGUGAGAACCCCGUAUUGGUACAAUGAUAUU